Molecule: messenger RNA, 356 nt
Organism: Haemonchus placei
Lineage: Eukaryota; Metazoa; Nematoda; Chromadorea; Rhabditida; Trichostrongylidae
Source: the annotation of a GenBank genome assembly
ACGUCGUCCGGGCUGCUGGACUCAAGCCGACCAACGCCAUGGUCGUCAAGGCUUCGGGACAGGAGUUCAAGCGCAAAGGCGAGAAGCGCAUUACUUUCGAGGAAUGGCUGCCGAUCUUCGAACAACUGUCCAAAGAAAAGGAGCAGGGCACGUACGCUGAUUUUGUUGAAGGCUUGAAGGUGUUCGAUAAGGAGGAAUGUGGAAAGAUCCUUUGCGCAGAACUCAGACACAUUCUUCUCGCUCUCGGAGAACGACUUUCUGCUGAUGAGGUCGAUGAGCUGCUGAAGGGAGUCGAAGAUGCUGAGGGUUUGGUCAAAUACGAGGGUCAGUUUUACCAUCUUUUUGUGCUUACCUAG